AUGGAUUCCAAAUUAUCUCCAGAGCUAGGCGAGAUUCCUGGUAAGACCAAAGCUCAGCAUUAUCCAUCGAGUAUUGAGGCUGGAGUUUGUGAGAAUGUUUUGAAAUGUGACGAAGACGAUGCCGUCCUUCGAGCAAAUGGUCACGAGGCCGCAAUGCCUCAUCAAUUUACCUGGCUUUCUGCACUUGGGCUUUCUUUCUCAAUCAUCAACUCUUGGAUUGGAUACCUGCCAAGCGGCGGGCAAUAUCACUUUUGUUUUAUUCUAAGUCCACCAGGCUCCAGGCGAUAUGCUGCUUAUAUCGUUGGCUGGAUCACAAUGUUAGCCUGGUGGAUUGUGACUUGCUCCGGGAUAUCCCUUUCGGCUGUGGUUUUGAAUGGAAUUGUCAAUUUCUGGCAUCAAGAAUAUAUCGGAAACCAAUGGGAAACAUACUUGAUCUACCUUGCGGUAUCAGUGGUGACCAUCCUUCCCGUCUUUUACUCUUCGAAGGUUUUCGCCGUCUCGCAGGCAUCCCUAUAUCUCAGUCUCACUGGAUAUCUAAUCUUGUUUAUCGUCGCGCUUGUGAUGCAUAAGCACCGCCAGCCUGCGGAAUUCCUCAUACGGUCUGGUCUUGGAGUGAGCGGGUGGUCGGAUGGUACUGGCUGGUUGCUCAGCAUCAGUAACGCUAUGUAUGCUUAUGGAGGUGUUGCUGGAGUCGUGCAUAUCUCGGAAGAGAUGCCUAAACCAAGGAAGCGUAUCCCUCAAGUCAUGCUUCUGACCAUGUUCAUCGGUCUUGCCACCGCACUCUCGCUCUUCGUCGUUCUUAUGCUGUUUGUUGUUGACAUGGAUGCUGUACGGACAUCACCACUCCCUAGUCUGGAACUUAUCUAUCAAGUUACUGGCAAUCGCGAGGUGACGCUUGCAAUUUUUAUUUCAUUGUUGAUCAUCUACUGCGCUGGUUUACCGGCUCAAUGGGUCACCUCAGGACGGAUCGCCUGGGCAUUAGCGAGAGAUCACGGUGUGCCCUUCGCAUUCAAUUCAAUUGUCACUUCGGCAGUACUGUUCUUGAAUAUCUCUUACACGGUACCCCAAGGCAUAUUGCUUGCUCGAGGUCGCAAAUCUCUACCGGAUCGAUAUCUGAAGCUCGGCUGGCUGGGAUACUUUUGCAACAUCUUCUCAGUGCUGUGGAUUAUCUUUCUUGGUGUCCUGAUUUGUAUGCCGCCAAACCUCCCUGUAUCGCUGGGAUCAAUGAACUAUACUCCUGUGAUACUGGUUGGUAUAUUCGCAAUCAUCAAUCUGAUUUGGAUCGUUUCCGGUAGGAAGAAGUUCGAAGGCCCACAAAUUGACUGGAAUGCCAUGCUCAACAUCGAGAAUUAA
Molecule: messenger RNA, 1353 nt
Organism: Penicillium salamii
Lineage: Eukaryota; Fungi; Ascomycota; Eurotiomycetes; Eurotiales; Aspergillaceae
Source: the annotation of a GenBank genome assembly